GCUUCAGCAAAUGCACUGAUUGGUGAAAAAUAUGAAAACUUCGAAACAAACUGAAGUGAUUGCUGAAAAUCUGAAACAAACUGAAAACAAAAGAAGUUUUAAAAAGAGUAUUUAAAAAGUCCUGCUUUUUAUAAUAUUAUUAUCAAAAUUAAGAUUGGCAUCACGAAUUUCGUAUCUAUCAGGGAGGUGUAAACAAAAUCAUGUUAAAGCCGCAAAUUAAUUUUGAAAUUUUGCUUUUGUUAUUAAAAGCUACAUCAAAACAGCAAGUAGUGGAAAUUUGUCAGAAUGCCUUUAAAUAUCGUGAGAAAGAAAUACCACCAAAUCAUUUACUUAAACCUUUAGCAGAGGCUUUUAGUAUUGAAACUGAUGAAGCUUCAAAACUCUUCAUAGCUUUAAGCAGCUUUAUCAAAUUUGUUCUUUUUCAUGGUUAUUCUUCACCUGAAAACAUAUCUUCUUUGUUUCCUGAUGACUUUCAUAAACACUUACGUGAUUUGCUUUCCAAAAUAAUUUCUGAAAAGUUUUCUACAUGGAGGACUUCCGCUGUGACAGAAUCAGUUUCUGUGCCAAGAUUAGCAGAAUUUGACUGGAGAGUUGACCUGAAAAUGUCAUCUGGGAAAAUUGCUAGGAUGAGUGAACCCACAUGCAUUCUACAAUUAAAGAUACAGGACACAGGACUCCCAGAAAACCAUGCAGAUCGAUUCCAAACUCUUAAUGUGGAACUAAAUAAAGAGAAACUUGAUACUAUGUUACACGGUUUAGGGCGCAUACGGGAUCAGUUAUCAGCAGUUGCCAAAAAAUGAAUUGGUUUUUUAAUUUACAUUAUUAAUUCGCUUAACUCAUACGAAAUCUUUAGUUGUUAUAAAGGGAUACCUUUCUGUAUUUGAUAUAAGUUUAUUUAAAAAUCAGGAUUUAUCUUACAUUUAUUAGCAUUUCAAAAUUUUAUCAAGUUAAAUAUUAAUAAUUUGUUUAGAAACUGCUUCUCCAUUAUUAGAUUACUAAUUCAUGGCAAAGAAUAUUUAAAUAAUGUUUAAUAAUUAAAGUAUAUCAUUUAUUGAUAAAAAUGAAAAAUUAAUUAUUUCUUUCUUCUUAAAACACCAAUUAUUGGGAGCAGAUCUAAUUCGUAUUUUAAAUUCUUAAAAAAAAUUUCAUGCAGAUAAUUGCUUUUGCAGUAAACAAUUGUUGAGAAACAAACUAUUAUAAUUUGUAUUAAAGAUAAAUAUGUGAUAUAGAUGGUUAUAGUUUUUUCCCUUAUCUUGUGCAUAUUUAAUGUUCUUCGGUUAUCAGGAUUUUUAAUUAAUCCUGUUAUUCAAGAAUUUUUCAUAUUGCAAAUUUAUUUUAUACUUGUUUUCCAUUAACUAUUUAUGUAAAAUUUUUGAUACAUAUGGUAGAAUAUUAAAAACUUGUAAUGUUUA
This is a messenger RNA of Stegodyphus dumicola, 1412 nucleotides long. RefSeq names its product COMM domain-containing protein 9-like. NCBI's taxonomy places the organism in Eukaryota, Metazoa, Arthropoda, Arachnida, Araneae, Eresidae. The record is from RefSeq and is a predicted model, not a curated record.